Paecilomyces variotii is the source of this 1319-nucleotide messenger RNA. Its product is annotated as enoyl-CoA hydratase/isomerase. Gene Ontology annotation, biological process: fatty acid beta-oxidation. Lineage: Eukaryota; Fungi; Ascomycota; Eurotiomycetes; Eurotiales; Thermoascaceae. The coding region runs from base 420 to 1271 and encodes 283 amino acids. The record is from RefSeq and is a predicted model, not a curated record. Gene Ontology annotation, cellular component: mitochondrion. The transcript has a single exon. Gene Ontology annotation, molecular function: enoyl-CoA hydratase activity.
CCUAGAGCCAAUACAUUACUAUAUUCCUAUCCCACGCCGAUCCUAGGAUGUUUGUUGCUAGGGUCAGAUGCAUAUCCGUGGAGGUUCUCAUUCUGUAUUAUUGCGGCGCGGUGCUGGCAUCCGAACCGCAACUGUCACGCUACCAAUGCACGAAUAUUGGCACGGACAGUAAUUUCAUUCAUGGUUUCCCAUUUAACGCAAGUAGAUGAUUUCAGACCCAGGCAGACCGAACUGGAGGACUUUCCUUUUUUGUCGAAUGGCCUAGCGCUAAUAGAUGUGUCCCGCAACUGAUCUGUGACAUCUCGAGGGGGAAAAGGAGACUUGGCCUUCCAUUCCCAGCUGCAAUUUGGUAUUAUCGUGUCUUCUUAAAUUGUCUGUAUACCAACAGAAGAAAACAUACGUGGAGAGUCUAGAAUGGUAUGAACGACUUAUCAACCAUGGCACCAACAGUGAUCCCACCUCCACCAACCCCCAACUUUCUCCAGCUUUCUUAUCCUGCCCCCCGCAUCUUAUUAGUGGUCAUGGCGCGCGAAGAGAGCCUGAACUGCAUGAACACAGCGGCCCAGUGGGAGAUGGACGCUGUUUGGAAAUGGCUUGAUGACGAGCCUUCCCUAUCGGUAGCCGUUAUCACCGGGGCAGGCAAGAAAGCAUUUUCAGCCGGGGCUGAUCUCAAAGAAUGGAACAAUUCCAUGGGAGAAGAUUCCGACGUCCGAAAUCGCAUUGGCAAUGCACCGGCUUUCAAACCCCUCAGUCGACGACUAGGAAAGAAACCCAUCAUUGCGGCGGUAAACGGGCUCGCGCUGGGUGCAGGUGCGGAGUUUGUAGUUAACUGCGAUCUUGUUGUUGCAGCUGAUACAGCAUACUUUGGCCUUCCUGAGGUCAAGAGAGGUGUGGCACCCAUCGGGGGAUGUCUUCCGCGACUUAUACGGAUCAUUGGGCUCCAACGAGCAUCUGAGUUCGCGUUAACUGGACGCAAUGUGAGCGCACAGGAGGCUUUGACAUGGGGGCUUGUUAACAAAGUUGUCCCGCAGUCGGAGGUUGUCAAUGAAGCGGUCAAAUAUGCAAGUAUGAUUGCUGAAAAUAGCCCUGAUGCUGUAAUCUGCACCAGGGCUGGUCUCAGACAGGGAUGGGAAACUGCAGCUGUGGAACGAGCUGUGGAUAUCACAUUGGAAAGGGAAUUUGCUGAACUACAGAAGGGUUCCAAUAUUCGAGAGGGGUUGAAUGCAUUUACCGGGAAGAGACCUCCUAGGUGGACAAGAAGUCGGCUGUGAAAUUGAUUUGCGGCGUACGAAUGUAGUAGCUACGGACUUUCCUCAAAC